GAGGAAGAUCUCGAAGAAGAGGAGGAGUACUCUUCUAACGAAAUAACCAGGUGCAUCUGUGGUAAAGAGGACUCGUCUGAUGCUUCUGGCUUGUUUAUCCAGUGUGACAAAUGUCUAGUCUGGCAACAUGGCUUCUGUGUUGGCAUUAAGAACAAAAGCAAGAUUCCUGACCAGUAUUGGUGCGAGAAAUGUAGACCAGAAUUACAUACAAUCAAAUCAGACUCCUUUGGCAACAAAUUUGGCAUCUACCAUCCAAACGACUUUAUACAACCAAAUCAGAUUCCAAAGAGAAAUCUUAUACACUCAAAAAAACUAAAAUUAUCUAAAAAUUCAAAUUCAACUGCAAAUCCAAAUCCAAAUUCAAAUUCAAAUGCAAAUCAAUCUUCUAUUGCAAACUCAAACUCAAAUAAUAUUCCAAAUCACUCUCAAUCAAAUUCAAGAAAAAGAGGAAGAACGACCCUAAACUCAAGCGAAGAGGAGUCUUAUCUUCGUGCAAUUGAAGCAAGCGCCAAAGAAAGUGGCCUAACUAUCGACCUAAGUCUUCCCCAAACUAAACGAAGAUCAAGAAGAUCAAGAAACAUUCAAAAAUUCAAUACCAAUAACUCCUCAAUCAAGGAUAAAAGGGACAAAAUAAAACCCAAUUCGCCCAAUUCUGAUCUCGACAUCGACGAAUCCUCGAAGAUUAUAUCCUCCCAUAACAAGUCAACGAGAAGUAAAAGCAAAAGCAGAUAUAGAAAAAAAUCAAAUGGAAAUAACAACAGUAACAAUAAUGGCGGCAUUAUCAACGAUUAUGACAGUGAUAAACCAGUUGUGCCCAGGAUUCCACUGCAGAAGAUAUCGAUUAAUGAGAUGAGAAGAAGAGUUGCCGCAAUUUUAGAAUUCAUUGGUAGGACACAGUAUGAACUAAGUGAAGAACAAAAAGAGAGAAAAGAGUUGAUUAAGUAUACAGAAAGAGAUACAGACGAGUAUAAUCUCAGCGAAGAUAAUAAAGAUCCAUAUGAUGAGUUAUUCAAGAAUUAUGAAGGUAGUUUGAAAAUGAUGGAUGAAGUAACAAGAAAGCUAUUAGUGUGGGAACAGAAAUUCGGGAGAUUUUCA
Messenger RNA from Ascoidea rubescens DSM 1968, 1095 nucleotides. It is a transcript of the gene CTI6, whose product is annotated as Cti6p. Gene Ontology annotation, cellular component: Rpd3L complex; Rpd3L-Expanded complex. Gene Ontology annotation, biological process: negative regulation of silent mating-type cassette heterochromatin formation; negative regulation of rDNA heterochromatin formation. The transcript has 3 exons. The record is from RefSeq and is a predicted model, not a curated record. The annotation marks the transcript as partial. Lineage: Eukaryota; Fungi; Ascomycota; Saccharomycetes; Ascoideales; Ascoideaceae.